Linnemannia hyalina is the source of this 336-nucleotide messenger RNA. The record is from the annotation of a GenBank genome assembly. Lineage: Eukaryota; Fungi; Mortierellomycota; Mortierellomycetes; Mortierellales; Mortierellaceae.
AUGUGCCAACGUUUCCAGAGCCGCAAUUCUGCGCUCUUUGCCCGUCAAAAGCUGCAUACCCUCAAGCAGCGCGGUUCUGUCACCAAGUACAAUCUCCAAUCCGAGACCAUCCGUUCCGCCCUCGACGAUCUCGGUGAAACUGAUGCCAUGCACUAUUACUUCAUGGGACUCAAGCCCAAGAUCCGUAAGCAUUUUGCCGAAAAUCCCAAUCUCCGUACUGAUCUCUCAACCAUGAUGAACAUUGCCGAAUGUCUCGAUAACGAGCAGUUCCAUAAUGCCUCCAAGUUCCAGCCGUAUACCGUCAAACACCAUCCCCAGCCCGAGUCCUUUCCUUAG